GCUGCCGUGCACUGCCCGGCCACUGCCUCGGAGCCGCUGGUCCUGGCGAGCCCCACUGCGCUCUUUCAGAGCCAGACCCAGGAGGAGCCCUUGCAGUUCGAGUUUCUGGCCACUGUGCGGCUUCCACGGGGAUCCGCAUGGCUGACGGCCGGAGAAG
This is a messenger RNA of Symbiodinium pilosum, 157 nucleotides long. The record is from the annotation of a GenBank genome assembly. Lineage: Eukaryota; Dinophyceae; Suessiales; Symbiodiniaceae.